Daucus carota subsp. sativus is the source of this 1470-nucleotide messenger RNA. RefSeq names its product very-long-chain aldehyde decarbonylase CER3. The transcript has 7 exons. Lineage: Eukaryota; Viridiplantae; Streptophyta; Magnoliopsida; Apiales; Apiaceae. Bases 1 to 1116 code for a protein of 371 amino acids. The record is from RefSeq and is a predicted model, not a curated record.
AUGGGCAAGAAUUUCUGUUUGUUUAUGCCACUUCUUGAUAUAUUAGGCAGCACAAUUGAUGAGCAUUACUGGAAUCUUCAUAAAGAAACAAGCUCAAGUGCAGGCAGGAAAAGAAGAAUACCUGAUUUUGUGUUUCUUGCACACGGUGUGGAUGUUGUGUCAUCACUACAUGCUCCAUUCAUUUUUCGUUCAUUCAGUUCAAAGCCUUUCUCUACGAGGUUCUUUUUACUUCCAUUGUGGCCUAUCUCAUUGCUGGUAAUACCUACAAUGUGGGCCUUUGCUAAGACUUUCCCUGUGAGUUUCUAUGAGCUUAAGGGGAGGCUGUUCCAGUUGUGGGCUGUCCCAAGGUUUGGUUUCCAGUACUUCUUACCGUUUGCUGCAGAGGGAAUAAAUAAGCACAUUGAAGAUGCCAUACUUAGAGCUGAUAGACUUGGUGUCAAAGUAAUUAAUCUUGCUGCAUUAAAUAAGAAUGAAGCUCUAAAUGGGGGCGGAGCACUUUUUGUCAGCAAGCAUCCCAAACUUAGAAUUCGAGUAGUCCAUGGAAACACCUUAACAGCAGCUGUGAUUCUCAAAGGAAUUCCUCAAGAUGUAACGGAGGUCUUUGUGUCGGGUUCCACUUCUAAACUUGGAAGGGCAAUUGCGAUCUAUCUAGCUCGACGCAGAGUUAGGGUCCUGAUGCUAACGAAGUCCACGGAGAGAUUCACAACUAUUCAGAAGGAAGCCCCAGUGGACUGCCAGAACUUCCUAGUUCAAGUCACAGAGUAUCAAGCAGCUAAACAUUGUAAGACAUGGAUCAUCGGUAAAUGGACUACUCCGCAGGAGCAACGUUGGGCCCCUCCAGGGACACAUUUCCAUCAGUUUGUGGUUCCAACUAUUAUUUCCUUUCGGGGAGACUGCACUUAUGGUUCGCUUGCAGCCAUGAAACUUCCUGAUAAUGUGGAGGGGCUUGGCAUGUGUGAGUACACACUGGAAAGAGGGGCUGUUCAUGCCUGCCAUGCCGGAGGAGUUGUUCACUUACUUGAAGGCUGGACUCACCAUGAAGUCGGUGCUGUGGAUGUUGAUCAGAUUGAUGUUGUCUGGGAGGCAGCACUAAGGCAUGGCCUUAAGCCAUGCUAGUACUUCUACAUUUCGAAUCCAAUCCUUAUCUAUCGGAUUGUUUUACUUGGUAAUAAUUAUCAUGUUAUCUAUAACAGAAUGUACCACUAUAAGAAAUAAGCACUCAUCCUAUAGUGCUUUCAUUGAGUGUGAUGUAUGCAGAGACAUAAUUGUAAUAUAUAACAUAUUCGAUGUCAGUCUACAAAGCAAAUUAUCUUUUCAAACAUAAGCGGAGAGAGCAAGGCAUUACAAGGCUACAAGAACAAUGACCAAACCGGGUCAUUUUACACUUCUCUUGGAUGCCAUAUCAGUAAGAAACUUGUCCAGAGUUCAAGCAAUUUUCCAUUUUUAGAAACUGAACUCUUGUCCAAAGUU